CCCAGUCAGCUCACCUUGCACACUGUGGAAGCUUCAUUUUUUCGCUCUUUGCAAUAAAUCUUCCUGCUGUUCACUCUUUGGGGUCACACUGCUUUUAUGAGUUGUAACACUCACUGUGAAGGUUUGCAGCUUCAUUUCUGAGGCCAGCAAUACCACAAACCCACCGGGAGGAACGAACAACUCCAGACACGCCGCAUUAAGAGCUGUAACACUCACCACUCACCGUGAAGGUCUGCAGCUUCACUCCUGAGCGAGUGAGACCACGAACCCACCAGAAGGAAAAAACUCCGAACACAUCCGAACAUCAAAAGGAAAAAACUCCAGACACAUCACCUUUAAGAACUGUAACACUCACCGCGAGGGUCCACGGCUUCAUUCCUGAAGUCAGUGAGACCAAGAACCCACCAAUUCUGGACACACUUUCACCUGGAAGAACGCUAAGUAUUCCAUUACAGAACACUGAGCUACAAGCAACAACUCUGAAACAAUGACCUGGUUUAAACCAUGAUUUAUGGCUUACUUUACAGGGAGGCUGGAGGCAUGUGGUUGAUUCAGCAAUUCAGCCAUGUCCAUCUUUGCUCUCCAGUGUCCCCAGCACUCUAGUCUUUCCUCAUGCUUGUCACCUCGUGAGUACCAGAUGCUGCCAAUAUGGCAGGCUCCACAUUUUUUCUUUCAGACGUUGUUUCGUUCUUGUCACCCAGGCUGGAGUGCAAUGGCGCGAUCUUGGUUCACUGCAACCUCCACCUCCCAGCUUCACGCAGUUCUCUUGCCUCAGCUUCCUGAUUAGCUGGGAUUACAGACACGCACCAUCAUGCCCGCUAAUUGGCAGGCUCCACAUUUCUUAUGCCAGCCAUCUCAAAGGGGGUAGGGGGUCAAGGGUUUUCUUUUCAGGAGGGUUUGUAUUCCAUCCAGUUGGGAAACCCUUUCACAUCUCACAGACCCAGGUUGCAUCACAAACCCUAGACCAGUCACUGGGGAGGGGAAUGAGAUUACCGUGACCUGGUUAGAGUGAUCACGUUUCAUCUAAGGAAGUAGGCACACACGUCCCCUUCAGGAAAUACAGAUAAGCAGGGAUGGGUGAGGUAGUAGCUGUUGGACAGCAAUGAACAGUGCCUAACUCAAGUUUAGUAGACAUGAUGCACAAAAUGGAAUAUUUGUAGGUUGUGUAGUAAUCCAACUUACAAUAUUGUUCUUUUGAGAAAAUGUGUUCUUAGCACCAAAGAGAACUUUUGGGAAACAAUACUUGAAUACAAUCCAAAAUGCAUGGAGUGAAAUUCAUACAUUUAUCUUUCAAAGUAUACUUAACAUAAUUCCAUCUUUCUUGGGCCCUUCAGGAGGUAUUCUUAGAAUCUUCUAGUUUGAGAAUCAGAAUCAGGCUGUGCCUGGUGGCCCAUGCCUGUAAUCCCUGUACUUAGGGAGGCCGAGGUGGGCGGAUCACUUGAGGUCAGGAGAUGGGGUUGCAGUGAGCCAAGAUAGUGCCACUGUACUCCAGCCUCGGCAGGGCAAGGUCUUAAAAAAAAAAAAAAUCAAAUGUGAACAUAGACUGUUAUUAAAAUCAAACCAACAAUCACAUAGACUGUUUACUAUUUUUUAAAUAAACUUAGAAAUUAUCAUUUCUAGUCUUAAGGUUGAAACUUACCUUUGUUUUAUCUGAGUUCCUUCCUCAGGAAAGGACCUCCAGAGCCUCUCAAAAAGUAUCAAAAAACUGAAACUCACCAUAUCACCGCAUUCCAGACAAUGAGAUGCCAAGCCCCUCAUGCAUCCCCAUAGCUUCCUUCCCCCUCCCGAGUUCCUCUUUUCCCAUACAUUGUUACAUUGCUUCCCUGCAACUGUAUAAACCCUUAAUUUUAGUUGGUCAGGGCAAUGGAUUGGAGACUGAGCUCCCAACUCCCUGAAUGCAGCACCCUACUAAAGCCUUCUUCCUUGGUGGUAAUGGUUGUCUCAGUGAUUUCUGUGAGGGGGCAGCGGGUCCUAGAACAAAACCCUGGUGCUCUGGUGACAUUCCAUUGUAGAUAUUUAGAAGGAUGGUUAACAGAGUUUACCUGUUAAUUUGUUCUGCUAUCCUCACAAAAAGUGGUAUUGCCAGCUGCACAUAAAUAUUUGAUUCAUCCACCCGCCCCCGUUCACCAUCCCCCCGACCCCAGCCAUGAUGGCACAGGGAAACUGAGGUCGCAGGUGAGCAGCAGACCGCGUCUGGACUCCACAUCCCGCGCUCAUCCUGCUCCACGGCAGGAAGCUCGUUCAACACACAUGCACUGCGUGCCCAUGUGGGUGCCAGGCUGCGGCUGUGUCCUGGGCAGGCAAGGGGACCUAGGGAAGAUGCAGGUCCAGGGGGGUGGGAAAGUAGGGGCAGAAAACCAAGAUUCUCACAGCCCUGCAGUGUGGAGUAAGAGAGAGCUCAUUACACCUCUUGUCAAAGGAACAAAGGAUCCCCGCCAGGCCCCUCUUGUGCACCCAGCGGUCCCCCCAGGCGCCUUGGAGACCCGGCCGGGCCCGUCGCCGGCCUCCAGCCACAGGCGUCGCUGUGCGCUCGCGCGGGCCCGGGAGCCGCGUUCCGCCGGGAGCAGGCGCUGGCGCAGAGCAGGGGUUUCAGUUUCUGGCGCGAACUUCCGCCGUUCCGAAGUUGCACGGUGAAUUGGCGCUAUGUCUGGGGACAGCAGCGGCCGCGGGCCAGAGGGCCGGGGCCGGGGCCGCGACCCGCAUCGGGAUCGCACCCGCUCCCGCUCCCGCUCGCGGUCCCCUUUGUCGCCCAGGUCCCGCCGUGGCUCUGCGCGGGAGCGCAGAGAGGCCUCACAGCGCCCGAGCCUGGAGGACACAGAGCCGUCGGAUUCCGGGGACGAGAUGGACCCGGCCAGCUUGGAGGCGGAGGCCGACCAAGGCCUGUGCCGCCAGAUCCGCCAUCAGUACCGGGCGCUCAUCAACUCCGUCCAACAAAACCGUGAGGACAUACUGAAUGCCGGCGACAAAUUAACAGAGGUCCUUGAAGAGGCUAACACUCUGUUUAAUGAAGUGUCCCGAGCAAGAGAAGCAGUCCUGGAUGCCCACUUUCUUGUUUUGGCUUCAGAUUUGGGCAAAGAGAAAGCAAAGCAGCUGCGCUCAGACCUGAGCUCCUUUGACAUGUUAAGAUAUGUUGAAACUCUACUCACACAUAUGGGCGUAAAUCCGCUAGAAGCUGAAGAACUCAUCCGUGAUGAAGAUAGUCCUGAUUUUGAAUUCAUAGUCUAUGACUCCUGGAAGAUAACAGGCAGAACAGCAGAAAACACCUUUAAUAAAACCCAUACAUUCCACUUUCUGUUGGGUUCAAUAUACGGAGAGUGCCCUGUGCCAAAGCCACGAGUUGAUCGUCCAAGAAAAGUUCCUGUGAUACAAGAGGAGAGGGCAAUGCCUGCCCAGUUAAGAAGAAUGGAAGAAUCUCAUCAAGAAGCAACAGAGAAAGAAGUAGAAAGAAUCUUGGGAUUGUUGCAGACAUAUUUUCGAGAAGAUCGUAAACAGAGUCUCACUCUUUCGCCCAGACUGGAAUGCAGUGGCACCAUCUCAACUCACUGCAACCUCCACCUCCUGGAUUCAAGCAAUUCUCCUGCCUCAGCCUCCUGAGUAGCUGGGAUUACAGGCGCACACGCCACCACAUCUGGCUAAUUUUUUUUCUGUAUUUUUAGUAGAGACAUUGUUUCGCCAUGUUGGCCAAGCUAGUCUUGAACCCCUGACCUCAGGUGAUCUGCCAGCAUCGGCCUCCCAAAGUGCUGGGAUUACAGGCGUGAGUGCCAUGCCCAGCUGGAUGAUUAAGUUCUUUAUAGCAUUUUACUCUUGUAUAAAUUGCUGAAGUAAAAAAUCUUAGUAUGUAAUUUUGUGCACUUACAUUUGUAUUUCUGUAGCACAGCUUCUUAGAGGUGGUUUCCAAGUCAGUGGGCAUACAUGUUUUUAGUAGAGAUGCCAAAUUGGCCUCCAGAAGGGUUGGAUUGAUUUGCACUCCUGCAGCAGGAUGAGUACACAUCCUUUCUUUGUCUCUGGCUAACGCUAGAGUGUACUGAUAUUAAUGAUAAG
Molecule: messenger RNA, 4041 nt
Organism: Gorilla gorilla gorilla (western lowland gorilla)
Lineage: Eukaryota; Metazoa; Chordata; Mammalia; Primates; Hominidae
Gene: NSMCE4A
Product: NSE4 homolog A, SMC5-SMC6 complex component
Exons: 7
Coding region: 2644-3594 (316 amino acids)
Biological process (GO): DNA repair
Cellular component (GO): Smc5-Smc6 complex; nucleus
Source: RefSeq, a predicted model, not a curated record